Molecule: messenger RNA, 1332 nt
Organism: Helianthus annuus (common sunflower)
Lineage: Eukaryota; Viridiplantae; Streptophyta; Magnoliopsida; Asterales; Asteraceae
Product: nodulin homeobox-like
Exons: 10
Coding region: 1-1332 (443 amino acids)
Biological process (GO): flower development
Molecular function (GO): single-stranded DNA binding
Source: RefSeq, a predicted model, not a curated record
AUGUCCUUUGUUAGUCCUAAUACUUUUGAAAUGCAGCAACUUGAUUUAUUUUCUGCUGUCAAAAAGCUUCAUGUAUUAAGUUCUAAAUAUCUUGGCAAGCUAAUAAGAGAUGCCAAAAAUGGUAUCAUUAAAUAUACUAUAAAUGGAUCAUCUUUUGAGGAAGACCUCUUGUCCAGCACCAUACUGAAAGAUGUAUCAUCACUUAAGCCAGAUGAGGAGCAUUUCAAAUAUUUGUUAAGUGGUUUAAAGUUAUUGCAUACUCUAUGUGAUAUUGCAUCCCACCACUCAACACUUGCGCGGGUUUUCGUUAAAGAUAUGGUUGUACAAGAAGAGAUGCUUAAUUCCAUAUUUAGCAUGAUUCGUGUUCUUAGUCAGUUAGGAAAGAAAAUUAAUGGUCUAAGCCAAAUGGUCCUGUACUCAGCGCUGUUGUCUAAUAGUAUGUAUUUACUUAAAGCCUUCAUUUCGUCAGAGUGGAAAGACAUCGCUGAUGUUCUACUUGCACAUCCUGAGGUUGUCGACUUCACAACGGCAGCUCUUACUGCUGUCCGUUUAACUAUUAAUCUUCUUCAAGCGAAGCCGACAACACAGUGUAUUAACUCUCGCAUGCAGCUCAAUAAUGAAGUCUACAAUCUCUUCCAUCUUUGUGAAUCUUCUGUGCAGUUUAUUCAAUCACUAUGCAAACAACUGUUAUUUCGGGAGCGCCUCGUUGAAAAAAAGGAACUAUGUGGAGGAGGUGUUGUUUUUCGGUUGGUUCAAGACACCUUAAACCUGCCACAGCAUGAUGAUCCAAUUCUUGAAAGUGUGGUUAAUAGGCUUAAAGCAAAAGUUUUAUCUAUCAUGCUACUUCUUUGUCAAGCCGAAAGCUCAUCUUUCAUGGAUAUGGCUUCCAGCACCCCUCAAGGCAAGGGUUUUGCUCAGGCAACAGUUUUGAAGGUGAUUGCAGAGCUAGAUAUGAUGUGUGAUGGGGAUUUGAAAAGCCAAACAAAUGGACUUUUGCUAAUUAAUGCAAUGAAGCUAACAGAAAUAUUCUCUGGUGCUUCUGGAUUCAAAACUUUCACAGUCCAUAACUUGACAGAACUUUUGACCCGAGUGCUUUCACAGCCUCAAAGAGAGUUCUUAUCCACUUGGUGUUCCUAUGAUCCUGAGCCUGCUGAAGAGGAGAUUGUUGUGGAUUUUAAUCCCACAUUAGCAGCUGGACAUGUAUUGGGUUUGACCUCAGAAUUCAACGUCCAACAUUCUACUUGGAGUAACUGUCAGGCUCCUCAUGUUGGGAAACAAGCGGUCUCAAAGAAUCCCAAUAACCCACCCAAAGCUAACAAUAGAGAAAUAUAA